AUGCCGAAGAUGAAGAUAAUACCAUACCAUAGCACCGAUGACCCUUGCCACGUUAACCUGGUGCAGCGAGAAGGUUUAGCGGAAGAAACCCUCAGAGAGCCGAGAGUCGAUUUAAAUAUCAAGCUUCUAGUGACAAGCAUUAAGUCCGCCGUAAAAGCAGCCGAACACGAACAGAUCGCGCUGAAAAAGAAAGCCGAAGCAGCUGAAAAGGUGCUGAAAGAUGCGGCGGAGCAUACAGCAGUUGAGACACAGCAGGCACCCAGAAGUCCCGAACCACUCGCACGGAAAAACGAGGAAGGGAUUCGCCUGGAGAGCAGGAAGGCACGAAAAGCAACGGAACGUGCAAGACUUUGCCAGCGUUCUGAAGGAACGUGUCAAGGAUGUGGUUUGACGAGGUCUCCGCCUCAGCAGACCAAAAAGGCGGAAGAACAGCGCCAGGCGGUUAUACCGCGAAGGCUAACGCAAGUAAGCAAACAAGGUGAUAAUAAUGAGCAGAAGCCGCCCACGAACAAUGGCUGGAACGUGCCUCAACAACAGCUGAAGAUACAAGCAGCAAAGAACUGGGCAGAAGAGCUCCACGAGUUCGUCGACAAGAAGCAUAAUGACACACCUGGAGUGAUUCCGGAAGAGCCCAACAAGAGCAGAAAAGAGAAGAUAGUGCAACCGGAAAACACACCGGCAUCCUUGCCUAAGAGGCAUAGGUCCUCGCCCGGAGACGAAAGACCAGGAGGCUCCAAAAAACAAAGAGACGGUCUACUCAAACGCAUGGCUGUCGCAGAGCCGGAAGAGACCGGCGAUAGCAACAGAAGGUCACCCUGGCAGGUGGUCCAAAAGAAGACAAAAAAGAAUCGGAUCAAUGCGAGCGAAAGACAAAAUGUCAUCAAAAGAAGCGUGAAAAAGAAAGGCGAGGCGAUUCUAGUGAAGACUAGCGAGGAAGGAUAUCUGGAGGUCCUGCGGACCAUUAGGACAGCUCCAGAACUGAAGGACUUCGGUGCCGACGUACAAAAAAUCCGGCGCACACGGGCGGGUGACAUGAUCUUCGAGUUGAAAAAAGACUCGAAGAACAAGAGCUCGUCAUAUAAGGAGCUAACAGAGAGGGUAGUGGGAGAUAAAGCGCAAGUGAGAGCUAUGGCGCCUGAACUGAACCUCCAAUGCGUGGAUCUGGAUGAAAUUACAACGGCAGACGAUGUAAUUGCCGCAAUGAAGGAGCAAUUUAAUCUGGGAGACGUCGAAAUAACAAUCCGGCUAAGAAGGGGGCCAUCCGGUACACAGGUCGCAGGAAUAAAGCUUCCGGUAGAUGCUGCCGAAAAAGCAUUGAAAAUCGGUAAAGUUAAAGUCGGUUGGUCGGUGUGCUCGCUGAGCCUCUCUCAGCAACCAGAGGUGUGCUUCAGGUGCCAAGAAUUUGGCCAUCUGGCACGAAAUUGCAAAGGUCCAGAUAGAUCGAAACUUUGUAGAAGGUGUGGAGAGGAUGGCCACAAAGCGCAAAGUUGCAAUAAGCCACCGAAAUGCCUAAUCUGUAUGAAUGAUGGAUGUAGAGACCACAUUACUGGCGGUCAGAAAUGUCCAGCGUAUAAACAGGCGAUGUCUGAUACCGCACAGCAACUGCUGUGGCAAUCCGCAAGAGAAUCGAGGAGACGGAAUUGGGUAGCAGAUGACGCUGGAACCGCCGCAAUAUGUACAGUAGGGAGAUAUCCUUUCCAAGACAUCGUGUACCGUGCAGCUGAAGGCUUCGUGAUCGCCAAAGUUAACGGAGUCUAUAUAUGUAGCUGCUACGCACCCCCACGUUGGACAAGUGAUCAGUUUAAUCAGAUGCUGGAUACGUUAGUAGCGGAGCUUACCGACAGGAGGCCAGUCGUCAUCGCUGGUGACUUUAAUGCCUGGGCGUUAGAGUGGGGCAGCCGUCUCACUAACCAAAAGAGUCCUGCAUUAACGAGGAACAUAAACUGGAGAGUCUGCGAAGGCUAUACACAUAGCGAUCAUCAGGCGGUCCGAUACUGCGUCGGAGAGAAAGUAGCGAUACAAGCACGUGAGUGUGGUACCAAAGAGCUUAGGUGGAAGACAGAAACCUUUAACAAGGAGGUGCUAGCAGAGGCAAUUAGAUUCGAGCGCAACCUGGUAAACCUGAGUCCAGACGAGCUGGUUGCAGCAUUGACUCGAGCCUGCGAUGCAACUAUGCCGAGAAAAGUACAGCCACGACAUGUCCGCCGUCCAGUCUACUGGUGGAAUGGAACGAUCGCCGAACUCCGUCGCAACUGUCUUAGAGCAAGGAGGAGAAUGCAGAGAGCCCGCAACAAUGUCGAAAGGGAAGAGCGUAGACUCAGUGUUCAGCGCAGCAAGAGCUGCUUUCAAAAAGGAAAUUAG
Messenger RNA from Armigeres subalbatus, 2361 nucleotides. RefSeq lists its product as uncharacterized. The record is from RefSeq and is a predicted model, not a curated record. The coding region runs from base 1 to 2361 and encodes 786 amino acids. Gene Ontology annotation, molecular function: catalytic activity; nucleic acid binding; zinc ion binding. The transcript has 7 exons. NCBI's taxonomy places the organism in Eukaryota, Metazoa, Arthropoda, Insecta, Diptera, Culicidae.